Messenger RNA from Quercus robur (English oak), 2065 nucleotides. RefSeq lists its product as uncharacterized. NCBI's taxonomy places the organism in Eukaryota, Viridiplantae, Streptophyta, Magnoliopsida, Fagales, Fagaceae. The coding region runs from base 126 to 1499 and encodes 457 amino acids. Gene Ontology annotation, biological process: transmembrane transport. Gene Ontology annotation, molecular function: transmembrane transporter activity. The record is from RefSeq and is a predicted model, not a curated record. The transcript is spliced from 4 exons. Gene Ontology annotation, cellular component: membrane.
CAUUUGCUUUUUGUACCCAACACGUUAUAAUUCUUUCUUUCUUGGCCCCCACUUCCCGUGUAGUCCCCACUCUCCAAAUAUAUAGCAAAGCCAGAGGACAGUACUUGCUUUGAUCGAACAAGAAGAUGAAGUCAGAGACUGUGACAUUACUCUUGGUAAAUCUAGCGAGCAUAAUGGAGAGAGCUGAUGAGAAGUUGCUGCCUGGGGUGUACAAGGAAGUAGGAGCAGCUCUCCACACUGACCCAACUGGUUUGGGCUCACUCACUUUUUUCCGAUCCAUAGUGCAGUCUUUGUGUUACCCACUUGCUGCUUACUUAGCUAGCAAUCACAACCGUGCCCAUGUCAUUGCUCUUGGUGCUUUCCUCUGGGCCGCAGCUACUUUCCUUGUUGCCAUCUCUUCCACCUUUUUCCAGGUUGCAGUCUCAAGAGGUUUAAAUGGAAUUGGACUUGCCAUUGUCAUACCUGCCAUUCAGUCUCUUGUUGCUGACUCAACUGAAGCUAGCAAUCGUGGUUUGGCUUUUGGAUUGUUACAACUAACAGGAAACCUUGGCUCCAUCUUUGGUGGGUUCUGUUCAGUACUUAUAGCCUCAAAAUCAGUAAUGGGCGUGGCUGGCUGGAGAAUUGCUUUCCAUAUGGUAGCAUUUAUAAGUGUCAUAGUUGGGAUAUUGGUCCGCCUCUUUGCGAAUGAUCCACGUUUUUCUAAGAGUGAUUGUGGUGCUAGAAAUCAAGUUAUUCAUAAACCCUUUUGGUCAAAUGUUAAAGAGCUGAUUCAGGAAGCAAAAUCGGUAAUAAGAAUCCCAUCUUUCCAGAUAAUUGUCGCACAAGGUGUCUCUGGUUCAAUCCCUGGAUCAGCCUUUUCAUUUGCCCCUAUGUGGUUGGAGCUUAUAGGUUUCUCCCAUGAAAAAACGGCAGUCCUUUGGACCAUACUAAUUAUUGGUGGUUCAUUUGGAUGUGUGUUUGGUGGAUGGAUGGGGGAUAACCUUGCAAAAUGCUUACCCAAUUCAGGAAGAAUUAUUCUGUCACAAAUAAGCUCAGCUUCGCUUGUUCCUACAGCUGCAUUUUUGCUGCUAGUAUUGCCCGAUGAUCCAUCCACUGCAUUUAUGCAUGGACUGUCCUUGUUCAUUCUGGGAUUUUUUGCAUCCUGGGAUGCUGCAGCAACUAACAAUCCAAUAUUUGCAGAAAUAGUCCCUGAGAAGUCCCGUACGAGCAUCUAUGCUUUGGAUCGAUCAUUUGAGACCAUACUAUCGUCAUUUGCUCCCACUGUAGUUGGGAUUUUGGCUCAGAACGUUUAUGGUUAUAAACCGAUUCCGAAAGGGUCAUCAACCUCUGCAGAGAUUGAAACAGAUAGACAGAAUGCUGCAUCACUUGCCAAGGCACUCUACACAGCAAUUGGCAUUCCAGCUGCAAUUUGUUGCUUCAUCUACUCCUUCCUCUACUGCACAUACCCAAGAGACCGUGAACAUGCAAGAAUGAUCUUAUUCACCAUGGAACUUAGUUAACGCCAAAAUAUUUCGCUGAAAAGUUUUCACCACAGAAUAAACUAUUUGUAAAUUUUUUUCAUGAUCACUGGCUAUUCUGCAUGAACUUCAGUGGCAAAUCAAGCCAUCCUCAUCACACUUCUAUUGCAUCUUUAAGUUGUCAAUAAGAAGAUUUAGAAAUCAAAUUGCUCUCCUCAGCAAGGAAAGCCUGUUGGUGAGUAACAAGGUUCUUUCACUUCCAUUUUCUCCUCUUUUUUUCUUGACUAAUCUCUUACCUAUGAAGCACUUGGAUAAUAUUUUGACCCAAAAUAAGGUCCAGUAGGGAUGUUUGACUUUUGAUAGAGUCGGCAAGACCAUGUUGGAGCAAAACUGCACUGCUACAUGUCCAAUGUCUACACAAAAACUGAAGCUGCAUGUACUAACAUAAACAAGCCAGAGUAUUCAAGAAACCACAAUUGGCAGGGAAUUUUUAUCAAUAUGAGUAGCCGCAAGAGUUUUCUUCUUGCCUCAAAAUGAUCAACCACAUUGACAUAAAUUAUAGCUAGAAAAACUAGCCCAUGGUUAUUACACAUGGAUCCCUCACACUC